Messenger RNA from Malurus melanocephalus (red-backed fairy wren), 372 nucleotides. RefSeq names its product E3 ubiquitin-protein ligase NRDP1-like. Gene Ontology annotation, biological process: protein ubiquitination. The coding region runs from base 1 to 351 and encodes 116 amino acids. The record is from RefSeq and is a predicted model, not a curated record. The transcript has 3 exons. Gene Ontology annotation, molecular function: ubiquitin protein ligase activity. NCBI's taxonomy places the organism in Eukaryota, Metazoa, Chordata, Aves, Passeriformes, Maluridae.
AUGGGGUGGGUAUGGUCAUGGGAUGGGCACAGGAAUGGUCACUGGGUGCACCUGAGCGACUGCGAGCACAACCCCAAACGGCCCGUCAGCUGCGAGCAGGGCUGCGGGUUGGAGAUGCCCAAGGACGAGCUGCCCUCCCAUAACUGCAUCAAGCACCUGCGCUCGGUGGUGCAGCAGCAGCAGAGCCGAAUCGCCGAGCUGGAGAAGAGCUCGGCCGAGCACAAACACCAGCUGGCCGAGCAGAAGAGGGACAUCCAGCUGCUCAAGGCGUACAUGMGGGCGAUCCGCAGCGUCAACCCCAACCUGCAGAACCUGGAGGAGACCAUCGAGUACAACGAGAUCCUGGAGUGAGCACUGGGAGGGACUGGGAUG